Molecule: messenger RNA, 1027 nt
Organism: Bacillus rossius redtenbacheri
Lineage: Eukaryota; Metazoa; Arthropoda; Insecta; Phasmatodea; Bacillidae
Gene: Osi20
Exons: 3
Coding region: 14-835 (273 amino acids)
Cellular component (GO): membrane
Source: RefSeq, a predicted model, not a curated record
GCUCGCACCAGCCAUGUCGACCGGGCGCCUGUGUGCACUGCUGCUGCUGGCGGCCGCGGCGGGAGCCAUACAGAGCGGCGAGGAGCUGGUGUCGGCCGUGCUGGACGACUGCCUGCUCGGCCGAGACUCCCAGCCGCCCAUGCGGUGUCUGCGCGUCAAGGUGCUCUCCUACCUGGACACGCUCUCCGGGGCCGACGGGGCGCGAGCCCUCCCCCCGGCUGAGGACUCGGACCUGGACGAGCAGAUCCUGGCGCGCGUCUCGCGCUACCUGCGCCAGCACGAGUUCCGCCUGCAGCUGCCGGACUUCCUGUUCCAGCGCGCCGAGCUGAGGUUCCGACCCGCGCGGGGGCUGUCCGGCCUGGAGCUGCAGUUCCCGCGGGAAGACCCCGCCGAGGACCGCGCCCUAGCCUCAGCCCGUGGCAUGCUCAAGAAGAAGCUGCUGUUGCCCGUGCUGCUGCUGCUGAAGCUGAAGAUGAAGGCGCUGACUCCGCUGCUGCUGGCGCUGGUCGGCAUGAAGGCGCUGAAGGCGCUGGUUCUCAGCAAGCUGGCCAUCAUGAUGGUGGUGGGCUUCAUGGUGAGCCAGCUGCUGAAGAAGACGGGCAUGCCCAUGCCCAUGGCGAUGCCCAUGAGCAUGAUGCCCGGGGACCAGUACGGCGCGCCCGCCGCCACGCCGCCGGCGCCCAUGCCCUACGGCGCGCCCCCCGCCUCCGUGUCCACGCAGCCGUCCUCGUCCUACGAGCCCGGCUGGGACAGCAGCUCGGGACCCUACUCGCGCGUGUGGGACCCCCAGCAGGCCGCCUACAGCGCGCACAGCCCGGCGCAGCUCCGCCGCUAGCUCCAGCCCCGCCCCUGGCCGGCGCGCGGGAAGCCGCGGAGGAAACCAGCCACACCGUCUAGUCUCCCGUAUCUUCACGACGCCACCCACAACCGGCUCCACCAUAACUUAUUGUCGUAUUUAUUGUUAACAGUACAAAAUAAAUAUUUAACAAAGCUGACCAAAGAACAAAUAAAAAUAUUUUGAUUAAAA